AUGCUUCAAGGAGUGGUGAAAUCUGAAAACUCUCUUAAUUUACUGUUAACAAUCUCUGCUCUUUGCAGACCAUCUCCUGUUCAGUAUAAAAUAACCAGUGGUAAUAUCGGUGGUGCAUUUGGCAUCCACAACUCAACGGGUCUCCUUUUUAUAGCCUGUUCACUCGACUACGAGAAAAUCAAAAAAUACGAACUGCGUGUUACAGCGUCCGAUAAUUUUAAGGAAAAUUACACAACGGUUGUGAUAAACAUAAGAGAUGUAAAUGAUAAUUCACCGAUUUUUGAAAAAACUUCAUAUCGAACUCAAAUCACUGAAGAAGAUGACCGUGCGCUUCCGAAGCGAGUUUUAAAGGUUACAGCCAAUGAUGCUGAUGUAGAUAGACCGAAUAACAUAAUCUAUUUUUUAACCGGACCUGGCAUUAAUGCUGAAAAUCCAUCCGAAAGCAACUUUGAUAUUAAUAAAGCGACUGGUGAAAUAUUCGUAUUGAAGCCUUUAAAUCGCGAUCCACCACAUGGCCGUUCGCAGUGGCGUUUCACAGUGUUCGCACAAGAUGAAGGUGGCGAAGGACUUGUCGGCUUCGCUGACAUACAAAUAAAUUUAAAAGAUGUUAACGAUAAUGCGCCCGUCUUCCCACAAGGAAUUUACAAUGGAAACGUAACUGAAAAUGGUACUGCAGGAAUGUACGUCAUGACGAUGAAAGCUGACGACUACGAUGAUAUCAACGAGGGAUUGAAUGCCAAAUUGAUUUAUUCGAUUGAGAAGAAUGCCAUUGAAGAGGAAACAGGGCUUCCAAUAUUCGAAAUUAAUCCCGAUACGGGCGUGAUAAAGACGUCAGUUUGUUGUUUGGAUCGAGAGAAAACCCCCGACUACUCAUUACAAAUUGUGGCAACUGAUGGAGGUGGUCUCAAGGGAACAGGAACAGCUUCCAUUCGUGUAACUGAUCUUAAUGAUAUGCCACCGCAUUUCACGAAAGAUGAAUGGUUUGUCGAGGUUGAAGAGACGGAUGGAAGUGUUCUUCAUGAUACGCCAAUUCUCACUGUUACAGUCAGUGACGACGACGAAGUCAACAAUUUUCAGUAUAAGAUAAUUGAAAGUAGCGGUUAUGGCGCUGAUAAGUUUACAAUGAUAAAGAACACUGAUGGAACGGGUAGUCUGAAAGUAAUUCAGCCACUUGACUACGAAGAUCCUAUGCAAAUGAACGGUUUCAGGUUUCGUAUUCAAGUGAAAGACGAUGAGAAAAUCAAUGACACUGACAAAAAUCAUAUUGCACACUCCUGGGUUAUUGUGAAGCUUAAAGAUAUCAAUGACAACACACCGAAAUUUAAGAAACCUUUUAUUGAAGCAUCCGUUUUUGAGAGUGCUGAGGUUGGCAAAGUUCUCGGUACAUUCAAAGCAAUUGACUUGGAUAAAGGAGGCAAAGGUCGAUUGACUUAUCUGAUUAAUAGAACAUCUGAUAGACAUCGACAAUUUGCAAUUAAUUCUGAUGGAGUUGUUACGAUACAACGUCCAUUAGAUCGUGAAACAAGCGCACGUCAUGAUCUUGAAGUUCUUGCAAUUGAUGAUGGAAUCCCGCCAAGAACAGCAACAGCUUCUUUAAUUGUUAUUGUGAAAGAUGUGAACGAUAAUGCACCGGAAUUUGCAGAGAAUUAUCGUCCGAUUGUGCCAGAAAAUUCGCCGCCUAGAAAAAUCAUUGAACUUCGUGCAAUCGACCGUGACGAUGCAUUGAGAGGUAAUGGGGCGCCAUUCCAAUUCCGAUUGGAUCCAGCUGCUGAUAGUAUUAUUCGGUCAUCAUUUAAAGUUGAACAGAAUCAAAAAGGAGCUAAUGGGGAAGGAAUUGCGAUUGUCUCAUCACUUUCGUCAUUUGAUCGUGAACAACAGAAGGAGUAUCUACUGCCAAUAGUAAUUAAAGAUUCAGGAAAUCCGGUCAGAACUGGGACGAGUACAUUGACAAUUGUUGUGGGUGAUGUGAACGACAAUAUGAUGCAUUCAGGUGCGAAGGAGAUUAAUGUUUAUAAUUAUCUUGGUCAAGCACCCGAUACACUUAUUGGACGAAUAUUUGUAAACGAUUUAGACGAUUGGGAUUUGGAAGAUAAGAAGUUUUAUUGGAAUGAGAUUGAGAAUCAUCGAUUUAAAAUCGAUGAAGAGACUGGCAUGAUUACAAUGCGACGUGGUGCACGGGAAGGGAAAUAUCGUUUGAAUUUCAAAGUCUACGAUCGAAAGCAUAUUCAAGAAACAUCUGCCAACAUAACUGUUUCUGUUAAGCAUUUGCCCUAUGAAGCAAUUGUUCAUUCAGGUUCAAUACGUGUCGUUGGCCUAACAGAUGAACAAUUGAUUAAUAAUUGGGAUAGCAAGAUGCAAUUGACUUAUCGAAGUAGGUUAGAUAAAUUGCACGAUAAAUUGGCUGAAUUACUAAACAUAGAUAGAAAGAAUAUUGACAUAUUCAGCAUUCAAUUGAGACAACAACAGCCGCCCAUCACCGACAUUCGUUUCUCAGCUCAUACGCAAAUCUUCUACAAGGCUGUACGUCUUAAUGGAAUCGUUUUAUUGCAUAAAGCUGAUAUUGAAAAGAGUGUCGGACUGAACAUCACGAUGGUGAACAUCAAUGAAUGUAUGGAUGAGAACAAUAAUUGCAAUGGUUCGUGCUCGAAUCGUCUUGACAUCAAUUCCAAUCCAUAUGUGGUUAAUGCUAACAAAACAGCUUUCGUUGGUAUUCACAUCAAUGCAUCGGGCAAAUGUGAGUGCGAUGCAAAAAAUUUCAAUAAAAUCGAAACAUGUCGGACACAUCCGUGCUUGAAUGGUGGAAAAUGUGUCGAGAACAAAUAUGGCAUUAGAUGUUUAUGUUUGCCAAACUAUUCGGGGCCACGAUGUCAGAAAACGACAAGAAGCUUUCGUGGUAAUGGAUGGGCUUGGUAUCAGCCACUGGACAUGUGCGAUCAUUCGCAUUUAAGUUUAGAAUUUGUGACAUUAAAAGCCGAUGGUAUUCUUAUAUAUAAUGGUCCCAUUAUUCGUCCAUCGAACAAUGAAACUGAUUUGUCAGAUUUCGUUGCACUAGAGUUAGAUAAAGGAUAUCCACGUCUUCUACUUGACUUCGGUUCCGGCACCACAGAACUAAAGAUUCAAACAAAGAAACUUCUCAAUGAUGGUGAGUGGCAUCAAAUCGAUGUUUUCUGGGACAUGGAAAAUGUUCGAAUGGUUAUUGAUUUCUGCAAAUCAGCAGAAAUAACGGAAGCUGAUGAUGGCACGUCACCAGAAAUUGAUGACACCUCUUGUCAAGCGCAAUCAAAAAUAAUGCCAUUCAAUGAGUUUCUAAAUGUUAACACUCCAUUACAAGUGGGUGGUUUGUAUCGUGAGAAAUUUGAUUACAUCAAUUCAGAGCAAUGGCAAUUUUCUCCCAUCGGAGAAUCAUUUGAUGGAUGCAUUAAAAAUAUAAAGCACAAUGGAGUUUAUAUUGAUUUAGCGCAUCCAGGUUUAAGUAAGAAUACAGCGCCGAAUUGUCCCGUCAUUCAAGAUAUAUGUUACAAUGUUCACCCGACAAAUAAAUGUCUUGAUCACGGCACAUGUAUUGGAAGUAUGAACGAACCUAAAUGUGAAUGUCAUCCGGGAUGGACUGGACAUACAUGCAACACGCAAACCGUUCCAACAACAUUUAAAUCCCAAAGCUAUGUUAAAUAUGCUUUAAGCUUUGAACCAAAUCGUUACAGCACGUCACUUCAAAUGCGAUUUAGAACAAGAGAGAGAUUUGGUGAAAUAUUUCGGAUGAGUGAUCAACAGACACGCGAAUAUGGAAUUUUAGAUAUAUAUGAAGCAAAGCUUCGUUUUCGUUAUAGUCUUAACUCAGCACAGAUAGAAGAACAACAAAUCGGAUUAUUGUCUGUUCAUGUCGAUGACGGACAAUGGCACUUUGUAAAGAUUCAACGUUAUGGGUCGGCAGUGAUGAUGGAAAUUGAUGGCGGUGAAGGAAAGAAUUACAAUGAAACUUUUACAUUUCAAGGACAUCAAUGGCUAGCGAUUGAUAAACAGGAAGGUAUUUUUGUUGGUGGCAAGCCUGAGUUCACUGGAAUGAAAUCGUUUGAAGUCAAUUUCGACUAUCAGAACAGUUGUAUCGAUGACAUAAGGUUGGAUGGAAAGAGUUUACCACUCCCGCCACAUAUAAAUGGAACACAAUGGGGACAGGCUGUGAUGGCGAAGAAUAUUGAACGAUAUUGUGCAUCAAAUAAUCCGUGCUCGAAUGCAUUUUGUCCGGAACCGUUUGAAUGUGUAGAUUUAUGGAACAAGUACGAGUGCAGUUGUGGCGAUGGUAUGGUUGUUUCGUCCGAAGGCAAAGGAUGUGUUGAUCGUAAUGAAUGCCUUGACAUGCCGUGUUUGAAUGGUGGAACAUGCAUAAAUCAAGAGCCUCGAUUGCGAUAUCGUUGUGUAUGUCCUGAGAAUUUCUGGGGUGAGAAUUGUAUGUUUAUGAAAGAACGACAAGCCCUGAAGCUCAGCACAAGUGCCUUGGCAGCCGUUAUCGCUUGUUUACUAAUCAUCAUAAUUUUAUUAUUUUUAUAUUUUUCGUUUAAUCGUAAACGAACAACAACAAAUGUCAAAAAGCCUGUUACAAAGGAUGACAUUCGGGAGAAUAUCAUUAAUUAUUGUGACGAGGGUGGUGGUGAGAAUGAUGUGAUGGCCUUUGAUAUGAAAACGCUGAAAAUUCCGAUAGGUUCACAACUUCCAGAGCUUGUUCAACAUAAAGGGACAUCAAGACCAGAUAUUGCCGUAGUGUCAGAUCAAAUUAUAAAAGUUGACACGACUGUUUUGAAUGAAAGGAAGUGUCGUAUUCAAGAAAUUCAUGCGCCACCGUUUGACGACUUAAGGAAUUAUGCUUAUGAAGGUGCUGGAAGCACAGCGGGAUCAUUGAGCUCGGUACUCGACUCGUCAGGGACUGACGACGAGCCCCACGAGUACAGCAAGUACUUUAUGAAAUGGGGCCCACAAUUCAAUAAAAUAAUGAAAAUUUACGCUCAUAAAUCAACCAACAUCGAAGAUGACGAGAUUAGCUAAAAGUGAAUGAAAUUUCUAUUUAAGUUUACGACAUGAAGAAUUUUAUUACGUUCAUUGUUUAUCAUCACAAUUGAUUCCUAAGAGAAUAAAAUAAAAUAUAAAAGAAGGAAAAAUGUUGUUUAUCCAAUUUCAUUGCAAGAGAAAGAAGGAAAGAAAGGAAUAAAGAAACAUUAACAUUUGUACAAUAAAAAAUUUUCCAAGACAUGAAGGCGAACAUUGAUGUUGAUGACGAUGAUGAUUAUGAUGAUGAUGAUUAAAUGCAAGUUUAAAACAAAGAUAAAAAUAUUCUUCUUCAUAUUUUAGAAUAAUCAAAAAGAUAAGAAAAGACAAAAGAAAUCAAAUCAUUCGAACAGGAAUAAAAGACAUUUAAAUAACUAUAUAAAUAAAUAUAAUAAAGUAAGAUGAUGAAAUAUGUAAAUAAAUAGUUCUUCAGAUGGCACAGAAAAAUAUCAAAAGACAAAUAGAAAACAAUAUAAAAAAAACUGCAUUAGACAUAAAGUUUAACUGAAGAAUGUUUGUGUCUUGUUUAUUUCCAUUUAUACAUAAUUAUGAUGAAAAUGAAAAAAGCAGAUUUUCCUAUCAAAUAUCUCUUUUUAAGUUGUUUAAAUUGAAGAUCAAUGAUGAUGUUUUCAGACGUUGAAAUUAUAUAUUAAAAAAUUGACUUAUGCUUGUUAUCUAAGUUGUUGUGAUAUAAAAGCGAGUGUCGCUUGAGAUUACAGUUUUAAAUAAUUUAAAAAAUUAUUUCAAUAAAUUUUUAUACUUGCAAUCAAUGAAUAUUUAAAUAAAAUAAAUUUAAACACAACCCAUUUAUUGUAAUGAUUAUCUACUUACGUAAUAAAAACUAAACUGUAAAUAAAAAAAUAAGUUUCACUAAUUGUAUAGGAUAAAUAUAAUUCAUAAGAUACAAUUUUAAACAUAAAAACUCUAUAUAGCGUAAAAUAAACUAAUUAACAUUUAAAAUUUACGAUGAAAGUAAAAAUGUCAC
Molecule: messenger RNA, 6022 nt
Organism: Clunio marinus
Lineage: Eukaryota; Metazoa; Arthropoda; Insecta; Diptera; Chironomidae
Source: the annotation of a GenBank genome assembly